AUGGCCGGGAAGGGGAUGAAGGCCCUGGGCGAGGCGAUGAGGAGCCUCAGUCUGGCAGCACAACCAUGCAGGACCGUUCCGAUCCGGCAAGCUCCCCUAGCGUGUCGGAGGACAAUGGCUACCGCAGUCGAACCAAAGCUGGCGAAUAUUACAAGAUCCGUGACCGAUACAUGGAGUCCGAUAACAACCGUCCCCCUCACGAUCUACUCCUUCCCAGACCUCGAGCCACGCUCGCUGGAAUCCUGGUCCUCAAAGCACCUUCACCUCCCACUCCGCCGCGAUAUCCUCCACCUAGCAGUUGUCUACGAAGGCGAUAAAACACGACAAGGCACGGCGUCAUCGUUAACUCGCUGGGAAGUCCACGGCUCGCAUCGCAAGUUAUGGCGGCAAAAAGGCACCGGUCGUGCCCGUGUUGGCAGCAAACAAUCACCGUUGCGCAAGGGUGGUGGCAAAUCGUUCGGCCCCAAGCCGCGCGACUUCAGCACAAAGCUCAACCGCAAGGUGUACGACCUCGCAUGGCGCACAGCGCUCUCAUACCGGUACCGCCGUGGCGAGCUGAUUGUGACUGAGGACGGGUUGGAGCUACCGCUGCCUGAAGACUUUCUUCAGCUAGCCGAAGCUCAGGUCAUGGACCGCGAGCUUGAGGACAGCUUCGUCCGCAAGUAUGUCCACGAGCUCAUGACCUCGAUGCAGUGGGACCGAACUUUCGGCCGGACGACGUUUAUCACUGGCGACAGGCGGCCAAAUCUUUUUACGGGCAUGGAAGUCGCGGGUGAAAACGGCCGCGCACUCGAGCUGGAGGAUGUCGAUGUCAAGGAUCUGUUGGAGACAGGGCGUAUCGUUAUCGAGCGGUCGGCGCUUAGGGAGAUGAUCAAGGAGCACUCAAGCGACCUUACCUCGCGCAUCGUCAUCAAUGGGCUAAAGGCUUCCAAGCCACCCGUGGGAGAAGUUCUUUACCCAUAA
Molecule: messenger RNA, 963 nt
Organism: Dichotomopilus funicola
Lineage: Eukaryota; Fungi; Ascomycota; Sordariomycetes; Sordariales; Chaetomiaceae
Product: ribosomal protein L4 domain-containing protein
Exons: 3
Coding region: 1-963 (320 amino acids)
Biological process (GO): translation
Cellular component (GO): ribosome
Molecular function (GO): structural constituent of ribosome
Source: RefSeq, a predicted model, not a curated record